Sinocyclocheilus grahami is the source of this 350-nucleotide messenger RNA. RefSeq names its product semaphorin-4B-like. NCBI's taxonomy places the organism in Eukaryota, Metazoa, Chordata, Actinopteri, Cypriniformes, Cyprinidae. The transcript has 3 exons. The annotation marks the transcript as partial. The record is from RefSeq and is a predicted model, not a curated record. Gene Ontology annotation, molecular function: protein binding.
AACAGGUUCUGUACCCUAAAACAUCCGUUAAGAUGGCAGGAUUGUUUAGGAUCUGGAUAUUUAUGGUUCUCCUCUUGGGAUUGAUAGAUCCAUCUCAGGCCUCUCUGCGUCCUCGCAUGUCAUUCUCUCAGGGAAGCUCAGAGCGUCUCUUGGGCAUCUACCACAGCUCUACUGUGAAGAACACCAACACUCUGCUGCUCAGCACUGAUGCUGACACACUGUUUGUUGGUGCUCAGGAUGCUCUGCUCUCUCUGGAUGUCAGUCAGUCUGAUAGUAUUACACUCAAAGACAAGUUGGAAUGGGCAGCAUCUCCACAAAAUAUGAAAACCUGUACAGUGGCCUCAAGGACG